Messenger RNA from Cuscuta campestris, 8530 nucleotides. The record is from the annotation of a GenBank genome assembly. Lineage: Eukaryota; Viridiplantae; Streptophyta; Magnoliopsida; Solanales; Convolvulaceae.
CGAGAGCUCCUCCCUUGGCGAUUUCGGCAAUCCACUUUCCAGAUUCGGCGAUCAGCUUUUUCCGGCCACCAUGGCCGGCCAACGGCCGCCGGACCCCUCCCAUCAUCCUCCUGACGUUCAGCCGGUUCUAUCGAGCCAUCACACGCCGGAAACAGCUGCUGGAAACGUCCCCGGCGUUGCUGCGAUCUCCAGCACUUUGCCUCCAUUUUUUCCGGCGUAUUCCGGCCACAACGACGCCCCAGCUCUCUUCCAGUCACUUCUCGGUGGACACACGAUUCUGGGAAGCCAUUUUGCAGGUCCAUCCGUUGCUGGAGUAUUGAGAUCGUAUCCCACAACCAUGGCGGGUCUCCAGGUCGGGUUGCCUCCUUUCUCCACCCUUCUCGGCCAAUCCAGCAUCGCGCCCCAUGCCCAAUCAUCUUCCUAUGUUCAGCCGCAGCGAAUAAGCGAAACCCCAGCCAUUUUGGUGCCCGGAGGCCUGAGCUCUCCUUCUAGUGCGUCCACAACGGUGAUAAUGGGCAAUCAUGCAUCAAGUCCUAAUCUUUCUAUCUCUCCCAGUGUUCAGGAUGUUUGUGGGGUUCCUUCUACUGAUGUGGUACCUUUGUCGCAGCCUUUGGACGUUGGGCAAGGUGCAAUGGUUCCUCCAAGCUCUCUUCCCUCAUGCACACCAACUGCUCGACUAAAUGUCUCAAAGGGGAACUCAACUGCUGUGACAGAUUAUGUGAAGAUCAAAAUCCCUCUUGCUGUUUUUUCCUCCUUUAAAUGGCAAGAAAUUGAUGGGGCUGAGCUCAAAGGUUUGGUGGAUUCAGAAUAUGCUUUAUUGCAUGUACCUUUACCUUCCAUGGAACAAUACAAACGUCAUAAUGUCCAUGGCGCUAUUUUUAUUGCACUUAUGGGACCAGAUGGGUCUGCCUAUGGAGAGGAUCCAAUGGAAGAGGUGCAAAUACGUCCUAUCACCCAACCUCAUUUGUUCCAACCUCACACUUUAGAACUUCCACAUGAAAGAAAAGCUCGGUUGGCUAAAGAAUCUGCCACUCCAGGUGUUUCUACGGCUGGGACUGCUAUGAUACCUCUUAAUGUUUCUAAGGAUAAGGAAGUGGCUGCCCAGACCCCUUCAAACCAGGCCCUUUCUCAUACUCCAAGUCUUUUGGGUCCUAGGCCUAUUAGCCCUUCACAUGUUGGAGGGGGGAAAGGGGUUUCUUUUUCUGGUGUUAGUGCAGCUCCUUUGCAACAUAAGGGUGAUAUUCCCCCUCAAAAAACAUUACCUAAAGACACUACGGUGGUGCAUGCUUCACGGGCAGUAGGAAAUCAGAACACUUCUAAGCCGUCGUUGGCCCAAGCUGUUGCAGGCCCUUCAGCCCCCAGCGCUCCAAAAUCCUUCGCACAAGCUGUGGCAGGCUCCUCCACGCCAGGUAUCUCUUUACGGGCUAAUGUUGCCCGCCCUUGUGCUAUUUUAUCUAAUGUGGUUGUGGAGGAGAAAGUCCCUACUUUUCAUAGAGGUACGCCGGCUGUUGUUUUUAAAAAGUCAGAAAUGCAACAACUUUCUCAAUUGGAUAAUUAUCUCUUGAUUGGUAAAUUUUCUCAUGGUCGUCCGGAAAUUGCCACAUUGAGGAAGUUGUUUGCUGCUCAAUUUAUUCUUAGGGAGUCUGUUCAGAUUAGUCAUCGUGACCCACGCCAUGUUAUGUUGUUAUUCACCCAUCCCCAAGAUUGUAAUGAUAUUUUCAUGCAAGGGCAGAUUCAGUUUAACGGACAAUUUCCCAUGCGACUGUUUAGGUGGUCUCCGGAAUUUAACGUUAAAACUGAAUCGUCUGUUGCACCGGUGUGGGUGACGUUUCCAAAUUUGAGGGCGGAUUUAUUUAAUGAGAGUGCCAUCCACCAACUCUGUAAACCCAUUGGGAGAUGCUUGAAAGUGGACGUGGCAACGUCCAGUUUCUCACGUCCCAAUGUGGCUAAGGCUAGGGUGGAAAUUGAUUUGUUGAAGCCUAGGAUUGAACAAAUAUGGAUUGGUUUUUCUGAUGCACCUGGCGAGGAGGAUGUGGGCAUGUUCCAGCCUGUGGAAUAUGAACGCAUCCCAAAGUACUGUAUGGCCUGUUUCAAACAAGGUCACGAUAAUUUGUCAUGCAAUACUUUGGCUCCUAAUCAGGAUCCGAGAGCUGUUGUUGUUGUUCCCCAACCUUCCACAGCUGUACCCAUGACUGCCCAACCUUCUCGACGGAGGCGAAGCAGGAGUAGGGUCAGGCGUCAAAGGGAGGGGAAAGGUAUUUCCAUUGUUGAUGCAGGUACAAGCGCUGGUGGCUCCCAAAGGGAGGAGUCACAGUAUGUAUGGAGAGAGAAGACAGCGAAAGGGUCCAGACCUAUUGAGGUCAUGGACAUUGAUGAUGUAGGUAAGGGGGAGGGACCCUCAUCUAGCUUGCAGGCCUUUGUGCCCACUUCUUCACAUCCCUCCCCGAAUGUUGUCAUACCUGAUGCUAGUUUAGUUCCUUCUACUAUUGUUAACGCCACGAGUCCCACACUUGUUGUGGUUGAGCAGUCGGCGUCCCAGAUCGUUGAGCCAUCUGUUCCUCCUACUGGAGUUGAGCAAGGCUCCGUUGUCGUUUCUUUGCCUCUCUCUACUUCUUCCUCUUCUCCUAUUGUCCAUUUUCCCGAUCCUCAACCCCCCGAGCUGGCCCUUGCUAUGUCUAAUACUUUUGAUGCUUUGGGGGAGAUGCGUGGGGACAGCCAUGAUGUCUGUGCCUUUAAUACAGCUGCAUCUUCCAUUCCUUCCAAUUCGGUGGGGAAGGAGGAUGACGAGUGUAGCUCACAGACUAGUGACGGGUCCACGGGUGACCAUUUUGAGGAUCCGACUGACAUUGCCCGGGAUCUUGCAGCGAGAGGCCUUUCCCCUGCAAGGGAGGCGCCAACUACUAGGGGCAAGUCGACUAAGAACGCCCGAAAAGCAACUGAGCAUAAGACGGGGGUGGUUCCUGCUCCACGCAGAGUCACCCGCUCCACUUCUUUGCGUAUCUUGGAGCCUAUGAAGGCACCCUCGCAGAUUGACUACUUUAGGACGCUGUUGGGUUUCACGGGAGCUAGCCCUCUUUGGUUAUCAGUGGUUUAUGCUAAAUGUAAGUACAGGGACAGGGAGCCAUUGUGGGAAUAUCUUAGAGAGACACACGCUGCUCUCCCGACUGACAUGGCAUGGGGGGUGGUGGGUGAUUUCAACUGUCUGCUCGAUCCUUCAGAGAAGAAAGGCGGCCGGCCAUAUGCUCCAGUUAAAUACCGGCCAUUUGUUGAAUGUGUUGAGGAUUGUGAAUUGGUUGAUUCUCCUUUCACUGGGGCGGAUUAUACCUGGUUCAACAAUCGAGUGGGUGGCGUGGAGAUUCGGAGCCGGAUUGACCGAUUGCUAUUUAACCGGCCAUGGAUGGAUAUGUUUUCUUGUUUGGUGCAUCACUUGGAUAGAGUUGGAUCUGAUCAUGCACCACUGUUGGUGGAGUGUAAGUCUCAUGAGCAUCCUCCCGCGCGGCCUUUCACUUUCCUUAAUGGAUGGAACCGAGACAAUUUCGGUCACAUCUUUGAUAGGCUUAAGGUGCUUGAGCAGGAUGUGCGGGACAUUGAGCUACAGUUGCAGACAGAUUCUUCCGAUGAGACCUAUAUCGAGUUUAAGCGGCGCUCUACACUUUUGAAGCACCAGUAUCGUAUUGAGGAUGAGUUUUGGCGACAGAAAGCCCAUGCGAAAUGGGUGACGGACGGGGAGAGGAACUCGGGGUACUUUCACUCUUUGGUGAAGGAUCGCCGGCGGAAGCUUUACAUUCAUCGCAUACAGGAUGAUCGUGGGCAGUGGAUCAUGGAGAGAGCUGCGAUUGCGACGCAGGCGAUUGCCUUUUUUCAAGCCAUGUUCACUGCAGAUCGUAGUGUCACAUCUUCGGCCUUAGACAUGAUUCCACGGCUGGUCACUGUUGAUGAUAAUGAGAGAUUAUGUGCUGUUCCGGAGAUGGAGGAGGUCAAGUCUGCAGUCUUUGCUAUGGAUUCUCUGAGUGCUGCAGGACCUGAUGGCUUUACUGGGGCUUUUUAUAAGGCUGCUUGGACGAUCAUUUGCACGGAUUUAUUGGCGAUGGAGAUGUGUCACGGGAUGAGGGUAGAUAAUGAAGAUGUCAUUCUAAAGCUGGACAUGAUGAAGGCCUAUGAUCGGGUCUCUUGGUUUUUCUUGAUGUCAGUAUUGCGCCGAUUUGGAUUUUCAGAGACUUGGAUCGAUUUGAUCUAUCGGGCCAUCUCGAAUAUAUGGUACUCAGUCAUUAUUAAUGGGAUUCGAGAGGGCUUUUUUCAUUCGACGAGGGGCCUGCAGCAGGGUGACCCACUCUCUCCGUCCUUGUUCAUUCUAUCAGCAGAGGUUCUUUCUCGCUCUUUGGCCCAGCUGUAUACAGAUCCUGCAGUUUUUCGGUUCACACAGCCUCGUGAUGCCCCACAUAUUCAUCAUCUUGCCUACGCCGACGAUAUUGUUAUCUUCACUUCGGCGAGGGGGAACACCUUGGAGAGGAAGCGCAUUCAUUACUUUGAGCCUGUUUUGAAGAAGAUGCGGGAUAAGUGUUGUGCGUGGAUGGGGCGCUACCUCUCUCCGGGGGGGAAGGCUAUUAUGAUUAAGAGUGUUCUACAGGCGAUCCCGACACACUUGCUUGCUGCACAUUUCCCUCCCAAAGCGGUGAUAUCCAAGCUCUGGUGGAACUUUAGGACACAGGACACUAUUUGGACGGCAUUCAUGAGGGCUAAGUACUGUAGCCGCGUCCAUCCUGUGUCCAAGCAGCGUGUUGAUGAUGAUUCGCACACAUGGAAGCGCAUGCUAGAUAUUCGAGCUUUGGUUGAGCCUGUGAUUAGAUGGCGUGUACUCUCUGGCACGUCGAAUUUCUGGUGGGAUACAUGGUCUAGACUGGGUGCCUUGCAUCGCCAGGUCGAUGGCUGCAGUGGGUAUUGGACUGAUGAAGUGGGCGAUAUGUAUCGCUCUGAUUUUAUGUUUGACCAUGAUGCCUUGCCACCUGACCUCCUACGGCAAUUGCGCCUUGAGCCUCCAUCACUUGUCUCUGAUCAUGCGGAUAUUCCAAUUUGGACUCCCUCUACGGAUGGGAAGUUUACUCUUGCUUCAGCUAAGGAGCUGCUUAGACCGCGGAGGGUUGAGGAGGUUGAGGAUACUAUGUUUAAGAGAUGCUGGCAGCGGCACCUGCCUUGGAAGAUGUCCUUCUUGGUGUGGCGCAUGAUGGAGAGGCGCCUUCCCACUGAUGAUGUCUUGGCGAGAUUUGGGCUUGCUUUACCCUCUCGAUGUUUCUGCUGUUCGUCGCCAGGACGGGAGACCAUUACACAUAUUCUCUAUCAGGGGAGCAUGGCGCGGCGUGUUUGGAGUUAUUUCACAGAGAUUGCCCAUAUCAGGGGCGCACAUCACAGUUUGAGAUCUGUCGUGAGUAUAUGGUGGGCGCAGAAGCCGAAGAGCAGGAUGCUCUCGUUCCUGUUCCACCGCCUGCCGAUGAUCAUUCUUUGGGAGCUUUGGACGCACUAUGCUGCGUGCAAGUAUGGGGAUGCUCGGCCCAACUUUGCACGCAUUAUCUUUCGGGUGGCUACGACGGUGUCGGAGUGCAUCUAUCGUCGUUGGCCUGGCGGAGGUCUAUUGCCUCCCCGCUGGUCGGUAAUAAUGGAGCAUGUUCGACGAGGAUCUGGACGCAGGAGGGUGGUGCCUAUUCGGUGGGUCCCACCGCCGGAUGGCGCCGUCAAGGUGAAUGUGGCGAGGGCCCCGCUCCGUGGGGCAAAUGCAGCGAUUGUGCGCGACUCUACAGGUAAGUUUCUCUAUGCUCUUUCUUCUAUUGCUUUCAGGUGGGACCCAGUGGAGCAUGGAGGGAUGGACGUGCUUCUUCGGUGUAUUCAGUGGUGUAUAUCCCAGUCCUUCUUGCGCAUCCACGUGGAGUCCCACCAUUCAGAGUUAGCUUGCUUCUUUAGGGAGGGUACUCCGUGGUACCUUCAUGAUGUUUAUGCUAGACUGCGUUUCCUCUGUACUAUUGCGACGGUCCAGUGGUUUCAUUGUGACGUUCGGGCGAAUGGCCCGACGACUGAGUUGGCAUUGUGGGCCGUGGAUAGUGCAGAGGGGACGCAGGAGUUUACUAAUAUGCAGGAUCUUGACAUUCGGCCCGGGCAGAGGUGGCUGUCCGGUAAAGGCUUUAUCCAUCUUGCAUCACAUCUGAGUGCCUUAACGACCGCGCCUGCGGUCAAAAGGCGCACGUACGCGUCCGCGGUAAAGGAUGCCCGUCAGUGCUUGCGGAUUGAGGAUUUGAGCACCCGUGGCGCACACGGAAAGCGAAUUUUCGCCCUUUUGGGCGAUUUGCAAAUUCCGGCCGCCAUGGCCGGCGAUCAGCCGCGCCACCCACCCAUCCCUGACAUCAAGACGAACUCAGAGCACCCAAACUUCCCUGAAAAAGUCGCCGGAAAACGCCAGGUCGAAGGAGGCGAUCUCCUUUCUGCGGCGCAAUUUUUUCCGGCCGUCACACUAAUCGGCGAGGCUCCCAGCUGCUCCUAUCUUGUUCCUGACAUUCAUACGAGUCCAACGCCACCGGCCGUGCUUCAUUUGGACGCCGGGAACGCCAGAUCGCCGCUGCAACCCGUCACGGCGGUUCUCGGCGGGUCGACGUCAAUUCCGGCCACCACCGGCUCAAUUGGGGUCGGAAAUUUUGUGCAAAACCUUCCUGGACCUUCCACCAUCACUUUUGGAUCAUCAAUUGUUCAUAUUGAUCAGGAGAAUCAAAACACCCAAUUUCGGCCACCUAGGGUUUUUCCGAGCAAAAAUCCUUCAAUUCAACACGCUACAGGCGAAAUUGGAAAUGGAGACUUGGAUAUUCGAGAUCCUCACAAGAAGACGGUUCGAACGGCGUUGGUCCCGCCUGUUUCUGCUCCGGUCAAUUUUCCGGCGACGGCGGCGCCGGCCACCGGGAAAAAUCUUGAAAAUCCAAAUCAUCCUCCUGAACCCAAACAACAUCCUCCCAGCCUCGCUCAAGUGGUUUCAGCUUCCAAUCGCAACAAAGUUCCUACGCCUGUUACGGAGCCGUUUCCUGAUCGCGAGGUCACAAUUCAUCGGGGUUUGCCCGCUGUUCGUUUCAUGCAGUCUGAGGUCAGCCAACUUCCUCUCAUUGACAAAUAUAUUCUGGUUGGCAAAUUCUCUCAUGGGCAACCUAAACUGGAGGUAAUCAAGCAAUAUUUUACUACUAAUUAUGUCUUUCGUGGAUCUGUUUCUGUUGGAUGGCGGGAUUCGAAGCAUGUUUUUAUUAUGUUCUCCAACUCCCACGAUUGCACAAAUCUUUUGCUAGAAGGCACUAUUAUUUUCAAUGGGUUGCACCCUAUGCGUUUAUUCCGAUGGACACCUGAUUUUGAUCCGGAGUAUGAGACCUCAUUGUCACCUGUUUGGAUUUCCUUUUAUGGUCUCCCUCUGCAUAUGUUCAAUUUUCAUGCAUUGUCCUUGAUCUGCAAACCCAUUGGAAAAUUGCUGGGUGUGGAUAGUGUCACUUUAGCUAAGGCAAAACCACAUGUGGCCCGGGUAUGUGUUGAAAUGGAUUUGCUUCAGCCUCGGCUGAAGGAAAUUUUUGUGGGUACCUCGGAAGUUGUGGGUGAUGAAGAUUGUGGUUUUGUCCAGCCGGUAGUGUAUGAGAAGGUUCCAUUUUAUUGUGAUUACUGCUGGCGACAGGGCCAUUCUCUGGCAAGAUGCAAGCUGAAGGAUAUUUCCCCACCUCUUACUCCAAUUAAAAAGCCCACACCUCAACACCCAAUCCCUCCCCCCAAGCCGAAUCCUCAACCCAAUCCUACUUUUCCUAAGCCUAUUGAGCCUAAGCCCAAUGAGCCCAAGCCCAAAACCCUUAAAUCCCAUCCCUUCCCAAUGUCCCUUGGCCCAUCUCCCAAACCCAAGAAUCCAAGCACUCCACCUUCAAAACCCACUUCUGACUGGCAGGUAAAAUCGGGCAAAGGUUCUCGACCCCCCACUUCGGAGGAGUUAAAAUUGCUAGAGACAUCUGACGAGCCUGAGGAGCCUGCUAAAGAUCUUGAGUUUGAUGCCUCUUCCCUCCCCUUUGCUUCUACUGAUAUUGAUUUAGGGAGGAGGAGGGAGAAAACCCCUCGUACUCCUGCGGUCCGCACUCCCAUGAUCUGCACUUUGAACCGUUCGGCCAACACCAUUCCUUCGAAUAGGGAUUUUGCGCCCUAUCCUUUGUACUGUCAGGAUCCCGGUCCUUCGUACGAGGAUGAGCAUGAAGUCCGCUAUCAUUGUGAUGGUCGUAGGUACGGUGAGGAUUCCGACCUUUCAGAUGAGGACGACGAUGACUUGAUCUGGGAAGAGGAGCAGGAAGACAUUAAAUAUAAAUUUGAGCCCAAAUCCAAAGUUGGAUAUUAUGGGAAUGAUCUUCAGCCUUUUCAGCGGGACCUAGAGGCGGCUGGGUUGUCCCCGCCGCGGAACUACAGGAAGACACGCUCGAGAUACCGUGCUUAUGAGGAGCGGUUCUUGGGCUGAUUUACUUUCCCGGAAGGCUUGACUGGGUAG